UUUGUAUAUAUCAAGAGAGAAAAGCCUUCAAUUGUUACUUUCAUCCAUCUCUCCAACCAGUCCCUCAAUUGGUCUUGUAUCACUUGGUUAGUUAGAACACUCACCAAGGUAAUCUGCUUUAAAUUGUACAUCUUGUGCUGAAAAGUUUAUACAGUUCCACCUGACACUCAAGAGAUGACAUCUGACAGUACGGAUGUCGAUCUCGAAAGGGUAUACUCUAUCCAGCCUGAUGAAGCGGACCUUAGGACCAUAAACUCGUGUGCAUCAAAAUCUGCUCAAAAUAACGAUGUUGAAGAGUCUGUGGACCCAUACGAGGUGAAGUUUGACGGCUUUGAUGAUAUUGAAAAUACCAAUGCCACAAUGUCCACAUGGCGUAAAUGGUUCAUCGUCAUUAUCAUUGCUACGACGUCUAUAUGUGUGACGAUGAUCUCAUCAGCGUGGGCUUUAGCGUCACAGAAUAUCAUGGAUGCCAUGGAUAUCUCGCGAGAAGUAUCUGUGCUGGGUAUAUCCAUGUACAUCUGGGGACUUGGAUUUGGCCCUCUGUUUCUGUCUCCAAUCAGCGAGUUUUAUGGAAGAAAGAUAACGUUUGUAUUUGGAUUAUCGCUGUGUACAUGCUUUGAGUUUCUAACAGAGUUUUCACCAAACUAUGGAGGCAUGCUGUUUGGAAGGUUCAUGUCAGGGUUUUUUGGUAGUUGCUUCUUAUCUAUUGCUGGUGGUACCGUUACUGACAUAUUCAAGAAGCACGAGAUUGGCGUGCCUAUGUGCAUCUAUUCAUUAGCACCAUUUAUGGGUCCUUCUUUAGGGCCCUUGCUCUCUGGGUUCGUCAACGCGCAUAUCCAUUGGAGAUGGACAUUUCACAUCCUUACGAUUUUCAGUGGAGUAAUGCUUAUGUUUGUCAUCUUCUGUCUUCCGGAGACCUAUGUUCCAAUCUUACUGGUUCGUAAGGCCAAGAGAAUCCGGGAAAAGACAGGCGAUGAUAAGUACUAUGCACCAUUGGAGAAGUUCAGGAAACAUUCCUUGAUCGUCACAUGUCUCCAGGCUCCCAAGAGGCCGCUGUUACUCUUAUUAAGAGACCCAAUGAUGGCAGUCCUGUGCUCCUACACUGGGCUGGCACUUGGUAUCGUCUACCUGUUUUUUGUCGCAUUCCCUUACAUCUUCCGUACAGUCUACGGGUUUGGCAUAUGGCAGCAGGGCUUGACGUUCAUGGGUAUGCUGAUUGGAAUGAUAGUUGGCGGGUCCUUUGCACCAUAUUUCCAGAAAGUGUACAACAGCAGGGUUCACUCGCAUGACGGUGAGGAUAUACCAGAGUUCAGAUUCUACCCUCUGAUGUGUGGUGUUAUUGUCGUCCCCAUGGGACUGUUCAUCAUAGCUUGGACCAGCUACUCCGACCUACAUUGGAUUGCACCCAUAAUCGGCUCAGGGGUAUUCGGCUCAGGUGUUGCGCUCUCAUUCCAAGGUGUCUUUGCCUACACCGGUGAUGCCUACAGGCUGUACGCUGCGAGCGCACUUGCAGGCAAUUCGCUCGUUAGAAGCACCGCCAGUGGGAUCUUCCCGUUGUUCGGAGUCCAGAUGAUGGAAGGCCUAGGCGUCCACUGGGGUGUAUCACUGCUUGCAUUCGUAGCUAUUGCCAUGAUCCCAGCUCCUUUCUACUUCUACAGAGACGGCGCAAGACUUCGAGCACGCAGUCCGUAUGCGUGGAACACAGAUUAGACUUUGAUAUACGUCUCCAUUACGUAAUAUAUUACAUAAUGCAUUACAUAACUAAUUACAUAAUCAUCAACCCACUUUUU
Molecule: messenger RNA, 1790 nt
Organism: Williopsis jadinii
Lineage: Eukaryota; Fungi; Ascomycota; Saccharomycetes; Phaffomycetales; Wickerhamomycetaceae
Gene: YHK8
Product: Yhk8p
Exons: 1
Coding region: 175-1710 (511 amino acids)
Biological process (GO): transmembrane transport
Cellular component (GO): membrane
Molecular function (GO): transmembrane transporter activity
Source: RefSeq, a predicted model, not a curated record